Daucus carota subsp. sativus is the source of this 1395-nucleotide messenger RNA. Its product is annotated as ribosomal RNA small subunit methyltransferase. Gene Ontology annotation, cellular component: nucleolus. The transcript is spliced from 2 exons. Gene Ontology annotation, biological process: rRNA methylation. Lineage: Eukaryota; Viridiplantae; Streptophyta; Magnoliopsida; Apiales; Apiaceae. Gene Ontology annotation, molecular function: rRNA (adenine-N6,N6-)-dimethyltransferase activity. Bases 83 to 1144 code for a protein of 353 amino acids. The record is from RefSeq and is a predicted model, not a curated record.
CUCGGCUCAAACCGAACUGGAAUAAACGUAUAAAAACCCCAACUGCAAACUGAAAACCCUAGCUUAGCUCUUCCUCUAAACAAUGGCAGGCGGCAAAUUCAAGAAAGAAAAGGGGUCGUCUUCAUCAUCCAGAGCUCAGCCAUAUCAAGGGGGCAUUCAAUUUCACAAGUCAAAGGGUCAGCAUAUAUUAAAAAACCCGCUUUUAAUAGACUCAAUUGUUCAAAAAUCAGGAAUUAAGCCUACAGAUAUCAUUCUUGAAAUUGGUCCUGGGACUGGUAAUCUCACCAAGAAGCUUCUUGAAGCUGGGAAAUCUGUUAUUGCUGUUGAGCUUGAUUCUCGUAUGGUUCUUGAGUUGCAGAGGAGGUUUCAGGGGACCCCUUUUUCUAAUCGCCUAAAGAUUAUUCAAGGUGAUGUGCUUAAGGUUGAACUUCCGUACUUUGAUAUUUGUGUUGCAAACAUUCCUUAUCAGAUCUCUGCUCCUCUGACUGAUAAAUUAUUGAAGCACCGACCAGUUUUUCGAUGUGCAGUCAUAAUGUUUCAGAGGGAGUUUGCCAUGAGGUUAGUUGCUCAGCCAGGUGACGCACUCUAUUGUCGUCUCUCUGUAAACACUCAGCUUUUUGCUCGUGUUUUUCAUUUACUUAAGGUUGGGAAGAAUAACUUUAGGCCCCCUCCUAAAGUGGAGUCAUCGGUGGUUAGGAUCGAACCAAGGAAACCACUUCCUCAAAUGAAUUUCAAGGAAUGGGAUGGAUUGAUCAGAAUUUGUUUUAAUAGAAAGAACAAGACUAUUGGUUCUAUAUUUAAACAGAAAAGUGUGUUGUCCGUUCUAGAAAAGAACUACAAAACAUUGCAGGCAUUAAGAUUAUCAGAAAAUGGAUCAUUAGAGGAUACAGAAAUGCCAGUAGAUGUCCCAAUUUUGGCAGAGGCUGGUGAAGACCUAAGUAUGGAGGUUGAUGACGGAGAGGAUGAAGAUGAUGAGGAGAUGGAGGUAGAAGAUGUGGAUCAAAAACGAUCUGAUUUUAAGGAUAAAGUUAUUAGCGUGCUGAAGCAAGGAGGGUAUGAAGAGAAAAGAUCUUCCAAGCUUGCACAAGCAGAUUUCAUGCAUCUUCUUUCUUUGUUUAACAAGGCAGGAAUUCACUUUUCAUGAUUUCAAACUGAUGAGUCAAUUUUGCUUUCCUGUCGCAUCUUGUUUGGAACAACUUAUAUUCCAUAUUUACAUGACAUGGUUUUCUCAGUAAUUCGGAGUAGUAUAUAAUAUAAUUUCUAUCACUAGGCAUUGGUAUAUUAUUGGGGGGAGCACCAUUUGUUAUAUGUAAUUCACUGUACUUGUGAAGCUAAAGUAGCAACUUAAGGCUAUCUGUGACAAUAUUAUUUUCAGUUCUCUGACUGUUAAUUUUU